GGGCUAUGCAGUUCAAACUCCGCUCUACUCCGAAAGACGCGUCUUUCUUGGUGGCAAUUCGCCAACAAGGAUCAACCGCCAUUUGCUUGUACUCCGUACCCAUACCCUAUCCUUCAAAUACCCACAAAAGCCGUCGAUUUUCAGACUGCGCCACUUUAGCACUACUUGACCGUUUUGCUACUCAUUUUCUCAAAAAUUCAUCAUGGGCCGGGCUCUCUUUUCCUCUGCCUACAACUCUGCACCCGCUGUAGCGACUCCCACGCCGUUCGCCGACACUCCUUACGAAAAGAUAUACGAGAAAUGGAGCAUGUUCAACCAAUUCGACCCAGAUUCGGAUGAUUUUUUCGAAGAUGCCCAGUAUGAGGCGUUCAUUACCGACGAGCAGGAGCAGGAGCAAGACAGCGAGCAGUCAGACGUCGGUAGCACCCCUGCCUUGUCGCGGGAGGGCAGCAUAGAGGACAGGGGCAGUCCCAUGGCUGUUGGCUCGGACGAUCCAGCUGCGAUGCUGGCUGAUGCAAUUGACAAUGGUGAAUGGGACCAGAGCGUCCCCACGGCCACCAUUGACGGCGACGUCGAGAGCGAUCCUCAGUGGCGGCGUGUGGGCGACCUUCCGAUCUGGACUAGGCCAGUCCUCGCCAAUACACGCUUCGUCUCAGACCCUCCAACAUCCAGCUUACCGCCCUUCCUGCCGCCGUCAUCGCUUCGCAACUCGACGACGGCGAGCGAUCUUGACGAUGACGAGCCACCCACCCCGCCGAGACGCAGCGUCGUUAUUGCGCCCAUCACCAUCCCCCGUUCGCCCAGCCCUGUCACUCCAGAUGCCCCCCUGACACCGCCCAAUGCUACCUUUUCUCUAUCUUCGUUGACUCCUUCCCCGGCUCCAUCCGUGACGCCUCGCGUCUAUCGCUGGCCUGCACCCCCCUCUCAGCAUGAGAGCUCUGG
This is a messenger RNA of Desarmillaria tabescens, 942 nucleotides long. RefSeq lists its product as uncharacterized. Lineage: Eukaryota; Fungi; Basidiomycota; Agaricomycetes; Agaricales; Physalacriaceae. The transcript is spliced from 2 exons. The record is from RefSeq and is a predicted model, not a curated record. The annotation marks the transcript as partial.